Molecule: messenger RNA, 1266 nt
Organism: Chironomus riparius
Lineage: Eukaryota; Metazoa; Arthropoda; Insecta; Diptera; Chironomidae
Source: the annotation of a GenBank genome assembly
AUGUCAGCCACACUGACAGCCAACGCUGGAAACUUUCCAGACGAUCCCGAUACUGAGCAAGGCCUAUUACCUGACUUAAAUGGCGUUGAUCUGGUUAUGAGCCUAUCGCCAAAAACUAAUCAGCAUUUACAACACUUACAGACACUUCAACAAAAUUCAUUACAUAAUAUUAAUCAUUCAACGCCGUUUUCGGUUACUGACAUUUUGAGUCCAAUUGAAGAAUAUCGCAAACUGGAAUUAAAUCCGCCAUCGCCUUACAGGUACGCUGAUUGUCAAUCUGUAAGAUCAAAUUCAAGCGGAUCUAGUGUAAAUUCGCCAAGUGCAUUAGGAAAUAGUGGUAAUAUAAAUAAUAUGGCUAAUCCGUACGCAAUGGGGCCACUUUAUCACAGUCCCGGUGUUCAAAGCUAUUGCACGCCAUCUGAUAAUUUAUCACUUGCUGGACACUACACAGAUAUGAGAAAUUCAGCAAGUUGGUAUGGUUCAACUGCCAAUGAUCCACGAUUUGCCAUUACAAGGUUAAUGGGAGGAUCAGCUGGUGGUUCAAUGGGACAUGCAAUGUCUAAUAUGUCUGGAUUGGCAGCAUGUAAUGUGAGUGAUUCAAAACCGAUGCAAUUUCCACUUACGCAACGAAGAAAGCGACGAGUUCUAUUCACACAAGCACAAGUAUAUGAACUAGAAAGGAGAUUUAAACAGCAGAAAUACUUAUCAGCACCUGAACGAGAGCACCUCGCCAGCUUAAUACAUUUAACGCCUACACAAGUGAAAAUUUGGUUUCAAAAUCAUCGCUACAAGUGUAAGAGACAGGCAAAAGAGAAGGCAAUGGCAGAACAGAAUCAACAUAAUCAAUCAUCGAGCUCACCGCGUCGUGUUGCUGUGCCAGUGUUGGUGAAAGACGGAAAGCCAUGUUCUGGUAGCUCAAAUUCGACACCUGUUCAACAGCAAUUGACGUCAAGUGGAUCAACAAUCGGCAACUCAUCAUCCAAUACAGUAAAUUUAAUUAAUGUUGUUAGUGCAGGCGUUGGAAAUAACAGCGAGACGGUAACAUCAAAUAACCAACAUUCACCAGUCGAUUCACCAUCAACAACAAUAUUAAGCAGUUACAAUGGAAGCGGAGGACAUCAGCAAAUGCUUCAACAGCCAUGCAAUAAUACAUUAAUGUCAAAUAGCCUCGCGAUGGCAUAUAGAAAUCAAAAUAAUUUCAUGGGCAAUAGCCAUCAGCAACAGCAUUGCGGUAGUUAUCUGCCACUUCAAACUAGAGCUUGGUAA